Messenger RNA from Alligator sinensis (Chinese alligator), 4329 nucleotides. RefSeq names its product adducin 2 (gene ADD2). The record is from RefSeq and is a predicted model, not a curated record. Gene Ontology annotation, biological process: barbed-end actin filament capping. Gene Ontology annotation, cellular component: plasma membrane; postsynaptic density; cytoskeleton. Bases 321 to 2525 code for a protein of 734 amino acids. NCBI's taxonomy places the organism in Eukaryota, Metazoa, Chordata, Crocodylia, Alligatoridae. The transcript has 16 exons. Gene Ontology annotation, molecular function: actin filament binding.
CGAUGGGAACAGAAUAUUAUGCUCCUCUACUUUAAGAAAGGAGAGAGAUUGGCAGAUUUCUGCCAGGCUGUGUGACCCACGUGAUGCCAGCUUUUCAACUGCCUGCAAGGAGCAGAUCUCUGCCUGACUGAGGUUUCAUUUCCACUUUCCUCCUGGAAGCUGAGAGUAACUGGUAGUGGCCCAGCUAUGACCUAGAGACCAGACAGAAGCCUUCUGCGUUCCUUCAGGGUCUCGUUGUCUUUCCAGUCUCCAGGCCUUGUGUCCAGGUGGAUAAUAAGGGGAUGCAGGUACCAAGUAAUCAGCUCUAGACAACCAGGAAGAUGAGCAACGAAACCACCCCUGAGGCCAUCUCUUCCCCACCCCCGCCUGGGCAGCGAUACUUCGACAGAUUCUCUGAAGAUGACCCCGAGUACCUACGGAUCCGGAACAUGGCGGCAGACCUCCGGCAGGACUUCAACAUGAUGGAGCAGAAGAAACGGGUCACCAUGAUCCUCCAGAGUCCGUCUUUCAGGGAGGAGCUGGAGAGCCUUAUCCAAGAGCAGAUGAAGAAAGGGAACAACUCUUCCAACAUCUGGGCCCUCCGGCAGAUCGCAGACUUCAUGGCCAGCACUGCUCCCUCUGUCUUCCCCACGUCUCCACUCAAUCUGUCCACAGUAACACCCAUCAAUGACCUCCAUGGCACCGACUCCAUGUCCUUAGUGAAAGGAGAGAGGCUCAUGAGGUGCAAGAUCAGCAGCAUCUACCGACUGCUAGACCUCUAUGGCUGGGCCCAGAUCAGCAGCACCUACGUCACGCUGCGCGUCAGCAAAGAACAGGAUCAUUUCUUGAUCAGCCCCAAAGGCCUUUCCUGUAAUGAAAUCACAGCAUCCAGCUUGGUUAAAGUAAACAUCCUGGGUGAAGUGGUGGAGCAGGGCAGCACCAAUUUUGCAGUGGACACACGAGGAUUCAGCUUGCACUCAGCCAUUUAUGCGGCCAGACCCGACGUGAGAUGCAUUAUCCACUUGCACACGCCUGCCACCGCUGCAGUGUCUGCCAUGAAAUGUGGUGUUCUGCCUAUAUCUCAUGAUGCAUUGCUGGUGGGCGAUAUGGUGUAUUUUGAUUUCAAUGGUGAGAUGGAGGAAGAGGCAGACAGGAUUGAGCUACAGAAGUGCCUUGGACCAACCUGCAAGAUCCUGGUGCUGCGAAAUCAUGGAGUAAUUGCUUUGGGAGAUACCGUGGAAGAAGCAUUUUAUAAAAUCUUUCACAUGCAGGCAGCUUGUGAGAUACAGGUCUCAGCCUUGUCUAGUGCUGGAGGAACUGAGAAUCUGAUUGUGCUGGAGCGGGAGAAGUACAGACCCCACGAUGUUGGGUCAGUCCGAUGGGCUGGGAGCAUGUUUGGACCCAUGCAGAAGAGCCGCCUUGGAGAGCACGAGUUUGAAGCUCUUAUGAGAAUGCUAGACAACCUGGGUUAUAGAACAGGCUACACGUAUCGUUACCCAUUUGUCCAGGAGAAAGCCAAACAUAAAAGUGACGUGCUAAUCCCUGCCACUGUCACAGCAUUCAUCUUUGAUGAGGAGGCUGCUCCCAUCUCCACCCUCCGACAGCACGCUCAGAAACAACAGAAGGAGAAGACCCGCUGGCUAAACACGCCCAACACUUAUCUUCGAGUCAAUGUUGCUGAUGAGAACCAGGGAAAUGUGGGCACCCAGAGGAGCAAAACCACGUGGAUGAAGGCUGACGAGGUGGAGAAAGGCAGCAGUGGGACCCCCAUCCGAAUUGAAAACCCCAACCAAUUUGUGCCUCUCUAUACCGAUCCACAGGAAGUGCUGGAAAUGAGAAACAAGAUUCGAGAACAGAACCGCCAGGAUGUGAAAUCAGCAGGACCCCAGUCUCAGCUGCUAGCCAGCGUGAUAGCAGAGAAGAGCAGAAGUCCGUCUACAGAGAGUCAGCUGGCUUCCAAAGCAGACAUGGAGACAAAGGAUGGACUCCAGGAGGAGAUACCUGCUGAGCCAGAACCCCCCAACCCAUUCAGCCAGCUAACAGACCAGGAGCUAGAGGAAUACAAGAAAGAAGUGGAAAGAAAGGAACUGGGACUAGACGGUGAGAAAGACACCAGCGUGGAGGAAUCUCUGGCUUCUCCUGGAAAGUCUCCAUCAGCUUCCCCAGUGCAAAGCCCCACAAAGUCUCCAAUCAAGAGCCCACCCCUAUCCCCCACAAAGUCUUCAGAUGGCGAGAAAAAGGCCGACUCCAGCCAGCCACCCGAUGAUACCACCGCUGUUGUCCAAAAGGAACAGCAGGAUGCGGUGGUGGUGAACGGAAAAGAUGAUGACCAAACUGCAGAAGAAAUCCUAAGCAAAGGAAUAAGCCAGAUGACCACUAAUGCAGAUGCUGACACAGACGCCCCUAAGGACAAAACAGAGUCGAUCACCAGUGGCCCUGUGUCCCCAGAAGGCUCGCCAUCCAAAUCUCCCUCCAAGAAGAAGAAGAAAUUCCGGACCCCCUCCUUCCUGAAAAAGAGCAAAAAGAAGGAGAAGGCCGAAUCUUGAUUCCUCUCCAGGCCCCUUCCUCCUGCUCCUUCCCACCUACUCCCCUACCCACCAAGGUCACCGGAGCAGUAGAGGGAGCUCCUAACCACAGCUAACAACUGCCUCACUUCGGAUGGUUUGUGCUGAGGUAGAACCAGGCGCUGAGAGACUCAGAAAGACUCUUGUGUAAUGCACAUGGAGACAAAACCUACGCUUUGGAGGAUAUGUGGCGAAUUUUCUGGGUGCUCAUGGCGCAAGAUGUACCGUUCCCCGUUAACCUGCUGUUGACCGCUUUUUGAGGAAGUAACCAAGCUUAAAAAUGACUGUGGACCUGAUUUUUCUGCUUGAUGAGCUAGUCACAAAUUAUUUCACAAGUGAUAAAUCUACUCUCUUUUUCCCUUCCCCCCAGUUCCACCUUGUCACAGCACUUAUAAUCCAAGUCAUUUCAGCUUGUGUGGGCUAAGGUCUUCCCACACGCUGCUUUAUUCACAGCACAGGUGGCCACCUUUAGAAACAGUUUUGUGUGCAGAGUUGAGAACACACCUCAUGACACGUGAUGGCACAGCCAGGAUGCACUGGAUUGAUUGACCAGUUUUUUUCCAAGCCUUCCAAGCAGUCCCAGCUAGUCACGUGGCUGCAAUUGGUUGUGUAACUCAAAGGGUGACAGUACAAUUUUAUCCAAAUCAAAAGUGGGCAGGAUUGAUCUCCAAAGAAGCAAAGGGCAGGGGAUGAGCCCAUGACUUUUGCUUCCUGGGCAGCAAUCUUCCAAUGAAGCCGACAAGCCAUUUUCAAAGUUUUUUUCUGCGUGGAGUGGUGACAAGAUAUCUUAGGCUUUGUUUGCUGCAGCAUGGAAUGAAAUAGGAAAUUAGGCCACUUGGAAAGGAGUAUUGUGUUCUGGGGAAUAUGCAGGUCCCUGCCCAACAACAUCAAGCAAGCUCUUGUGUCCUGCCAUAAAGACCACGGUGGAAACGGAGAGGGAGAAAGCCUUGAGAAACCAUCUGUUCUGUUUAAAACCAAGAAAACUACAGUCACUAAGUGCUACUUUGUCAGUUUGGCAUAAACUCACGCUGCCAAUCCCCCUCCUGUGAUAGCUGCUGCAGAACCGAAAAGCACCACAAAAGGCAAAGCCUGUAGAAAAUGUGACUUUGCUCUUCCUCGCUGCAGUGCUAAUUAAUAACAACCUUGUCACACUUGGAUGGGGCUGUGACAUGGAGACCUGUUAGUGCUUUUCAUUACAUUCGCUGGUUUGGCCUGUGCCAUUCCAACCUGGUGCGCAAAGGAUGCAUGCGAGAAUGGUAAUGCCCGAUGCGCUAGGUGCUGUACCAACACAGAACAAAAGAUCUGCCCCUAACUAGAGAUGAGUGACGCCCCACUUCCCACAUCCAAGCACCCUUCAACUUCCUGAAUUCAGCACAGAGGAUGGAGAAGGCAUCUUUGACUCACCCCCCCACAAGGCAACUACUUCAGUUUACUAAACUGUAGGACACUGUGUUCAAUAACAAGGUUCUUAUGAUAUAAAACAGCCAAAGCCAAAAUCCAGCUUGCAGGUUCAAAUGUGCUAGAUAUGCUUUUACCUUAGCUAUAAAAUAACACAAAAUCAAUAUAUGCCACCACUCCUUUCACUUGUGCGUUUUGGUUCUACACUGAAAUGUCAUGCUGGAUAUUGGCUUUAAUGUCAAUGCCAAUUAAAGGUCUGAUUUUCAGCCCUUGUACAUUGAACUACCAUUGAAAUGAAUGGGAAUUUGGCCUAUACAGGAAGGCAAAACUGGGGUACAGUAGUCUACCUUUCAAAGCAACCUUGGUUAUAGAUAUUAUUGUUAAGUUA